Stereum hirsutum FP-91666 SS1 is the source of this 867-nucleotide messenger RNA. Its product is annotated as kinase-like protein. Lineage: Eukaryota; Fungi; Basidiomycota; Agaricomycetes; Russulales; Stereaceae. The transcript has 3 exons. The record is from RefSeq and is a predicted model, not a curated record. Gene Ontology annotation, molecular function: protein serine/threonine kinase activity; ATP binding. The annotation marks the transcript as partial. Gene Ontology annotation, biological process: intracellular signal transduction; protein phosphorylation.
AUGCCUCACCACUCCAAAGCUCCAUCUUCCAGCGAGCUUCUCGGCUCAGUUGUAGGCGACACUUACAUCCUGGUCGACCUCAUCGGUCGCGGCUCCUUCGGCUCUGUCUUCCGCGCCAUCGACACCUCCACUCCAGAGCGCACCGAAGUCGCCGUCAAAGCUCUUCACAGAGCCGAACCUGGUACUCCUCAAUGGAACCGCCAAGUCCUCGAGUGCCACGCGCACUAUAAAUGCACAGAUCACCCCAACGUCCUCCCCAUGCGCAACAUCGUCCUUGAUGACAAGUAUAUCUUCGUCGUUCUCGAGUUGUGCGUCGGUGGCGACCUCGGAAAUUUCAUCGGCAACAGAAAGUUCGUGUGGCGGAACGAUGAGUGGGUCAGGAGUGUAUUCUUGCAGAUGAUCGAUGCGGUGGAGUCGUGUCACGAGAAGAACGUCUAUCAUUGCGAUUUGAAGCCGGCGAAUGUUCUUUGUUCGGAGGACGGGAGUCAGGUGUUUAUUUCCGACUUUGGGCUGGCGUUGUUGAGUGAAGAGUCGAUGUCGGGCUCUGGAGGAGGAACGUAUUCAUAUAUGGCGCCGGAGGCCAUCGGUUCAGAUAAAAAGUCCAGCCCCUACGCCAACUCGGGCAACGACAUCUGGUCUUUAGGAAUAAUUUUAAUCAACCUCUGUACCGCACACUGCCCCUGGACGUAUGCUAUCCCAGAAGACGCCGCCUACAUCGACUUCGUAGACAAUGCCACCUCGAUUUAUCGCAACCUCCCCAUCUCCAAAGCCCUCGCCGCCUUUCUCCUCGACAUCCUCGAUCCAAACCCCGCCACCCGUCUCACACUCAACGACAUGCGUCGCACGGUGAAGACCAUCGACACUUUU